UUCAAGCAAGAUGGUGAAUGUAGAUCAGCUUACCAAUGAAGAAAUCCGAGAUCAACUUAUGAUACAUGGUUGUGAUCCUGGCCCUGUCAUUGGAAGUACUAGAAACGUCUAUGCAAAUAAGUUACGACGUUUGUUAGAAGAAUCGGAAUCGAAUGUUAUGGUGCCUCCUGAGAGAGGAGCAUCCGAGGCUGCAAGAACUGACAGCCUUAAUUCUUCGCCAAAGCGUCGGGAUGUAGCACCCAGCCCACAAAAGUCACGUUCACCAACGCGUACUACUCGCUCUUCCGUUCAAGAUGUAAUCGGUCUAUCAAAGGUGCAAAAUAUAUCGCAGGAUUUUAAGAUAUCUCAAGCGUCACCGAAAACUGCAGCAGUUUCUCCAGCGAAAUCACGCACUAUUUCCGAUUUCAAACAGUCAUUACCGAAACCACGUGUUGUCCAACCAUCAGUUCCUACUCCAAAAGCAUGUGUAGAUCUCGGAUUUGAAACUCAAGCGGAAGUGAGUGCAGUUCCAGAAUCUCACCACUCGCCAUCAAGAGCAAGCGUAACUUCUGAAUGUGCAUCUCUGAAUGUAACCUCAAGUUCUUUCAAAAUGCCCAAGUCUUAUCCGUUUGGAACGAUACCGGAAGUUUGCCAUUCUACACCUACAACACGUUUUACGUCCUUGCGAGAUAAUUGGGAGAAUGGAAAAGUAAGUGAUGGUUCAGAUGAUGAUUUACGUGGUGAAGAAAGUUCACGUAUUUUGUUGCCUAGUUGGAAACAAGAUCAUGCGUACUCCGUUGGAUAUGAUUCAAAUCAAAGCUCAAUGACACGACGUCUGGAUGAGAAUUCGAAAACUCACUACGGUCGUGCUUCACGCUACAGUUCAGGAGCAAUGUUUGAGAAUUCCUGCAGUGGACACGGAAAUCGACUCAGUGGUUUGGUGGAUAAGGAAAAGGCGUCACGAAGCUAUGGAAAAAUCUGUCUCAUUCUUCUUUUCGUUAUCACAGGAGCUAUUUUUGUGUUCUUUGUCGUGCAGAAUUAUGCUGAAUUAGAACAUGGUGAGGGUAACAAAGAAGAAUUCUGAAAGUUCUUUCUUGAUGGCAGUGUUUAGUAAAGAAUGGUUUUAUUUCUUUUUGGAAUAUGAAACACAUCUAUACCGUUAUGCAGUGGAUUUUAACAAUUUUUCCGAAGAUUUCGAAUUUUCAUUUGAUUUUUAAUUGUGAAACUUGUCUUCUUGAGCAAUGUUUUAUUUCCGAGUCUGAUUUAGAUCUUUGUUUGUGGUUUUCAUUUGUUUUUAGGCUUUAAAUCUGUAUUUUGAG
Loa loa (African eye worm) is the source of this 1298-nucleotide messenger RNA. Its product is annotated as LEM domain-containing protein. The record is from RefSeq and is a predicted model, not a curated record. Lineage: Eukaryota; Metazoa; Nematoda; Chromadorea; Rhabditida; Onchocercidae. The transcript has 3 exons. Bases 11 to 1063 code for a protein of 350 amino acids.